AUGAACAUCCAACCUACGUCAUUCCUCCUACUGUCAUUGCCUCAUGCGUGUGUCAUCUUCUCCCCCUCUACACCCGAUCCACCCCCUCGCUCGCUCGAUCUCAUCUGUGUGACAUAUCCUGCACCGAGUAGCGUCACCCCUCCACCAGAAGAGGAUGCUCAACCUCAGAUGGAAACGCUUCUCCUUCUCAGGCUAGGAUCACUCGACGCAGAAGAAGCGCAGGACAUCCCUCUUCUACCAUCUACACGCUUCUUACACCCCAACCCUACCACAUUCUUAUUCCCUCACACUUCACCGCCUAUCUCACUCAAUUUCCCUUCCCCUUCACAACAAGAACAGACCGAUAUAGACACCUUCAAUCUCUUGUUACAGGACUACGCUUCCCUUCCUCAACAGAUCGACGACGCCCUCUCCCCCCUCUCUCCCCUCUCUCCUUCUCCCCUCUCACCAUCAGCCUGGGACACCCCGGCAUACGCAGACAACGCCCGUGGCCAUCUGCUCCUAGUCGACCACACUUCCGGUGCAAUACUCGGCCAAGUACCAAACUUACAUCUCACAGAACACCCCGAUCUCAAACCCCACGAUCCAGUGAUAAUCACCCUUCCCUCUUCUCCCAUAUCCACGUCCACCCCGGUUAUCCCCCCCGGCAGCACCCAAGUCCGCCCAGCAGAAACAGAAGAAGAGUUCGCCCUAAUCCUCCAAGGCGCAACCCUCCUCUCCCACGCAAUCCAAAGCGCCACAUCCGUCCUCGCAGGGGGGAUAACCUACGCCGCCCAAUUAUACGUCUCCCACGUCCCGCCCUCUCCUUCUGGACCGACGCACCUGUCGAAAGAGGCGAAGGAGACCGUUGCGAGAGUGCAUGCGUUUUCGGGACAGGCGGUAAGAGUUGCGGAGCAGACGACGGGAGCUGUACAUCGCUUGAUAGACCGCGCAAUAGAUCGGGCAGGUACAGCAGCCGGGUCGCUCAUCCCCUCCGACACCUCCAACCCGAACUCCAACGCGGACGCGGCCGGCGAGCAUGGCACUCCGCCCCCUAAAUCCACUUGGAGGGAAGCGACCCGCCUCGGAGGGAAACUCUUCUCCCGAGUACUGAUCAGCGCCGACCUGCUCCUCACAUCCCUCUCGACCUCCGCCACCCAGCUAGUCGACACCUCCUCCGAGUCGCUCUCCCUCUCCCUCGAGCACCGGUAUGGUCCGGAAGUAGGGAACGCGAGCCGGGAACUUACUCGGGCUGUGAGGGACGUUGGGGUUGUGUAUGUGGAUGCGAGGGGGGUGGGGCAUAGGGCGCUGUUGAGGCAGGCGGGGGCGAGGGUUGUGAGGGUGGGGAUUGCCCAGGGGAGUGGGGAGAGGGGGGUGUUGGGGGAGGAAGAGGGAGAGGGGAGUAAGGAGAAGGAGGAGAAGCAGGGGGAGAAGGAGAAGGAGAAAGGGGAAGGGGAGGGGAAGGUUGAGAAAGGGGAUGUUAAACUAGGAGGAGUGGAUGAGGGCGAGGGAUCGGAGAGAAAGGAGAAGGAGCAGGAGAAGGGGAAGGGGAAUGGGGAGGAGACAGUGAAAGACCAGGGGAAAGAGGAAGGAGAGGGGCACCCUGAGGAGGUCAAGCCGGGGGAAGUCGACCUUCUCCAGCUCGGAAUAUCACCAGCGCUAGUACCAGCUCCAGCUUCAGCUUCAGCUCCAGAGCUGGCUGAGAGCGCUCUACCGGGCGUGGGCGUGCAGGGUGUCCAGGGCGAUGGAGUGCCAGAAGGACAACUGGUCGACCUCAGGCCCGCGGAGGAGGCCGGGAAGGUCUCGCUACCGGUACCGGUAUCUGGGGCGACUGGGGUGAGAGUGCUCCCUCUGGACGUACGUGUACAGGUGGGAAGUGGGACGGAGGGGUUGGGAAUGAUGCAGCAGGGUUUGGGGGAAAUGAUGGGCCUGGGAGUGGAGGAGCUCCAGGGGUUGGAUCUUGGCCCGGCGGACCUGGCGGUAGCCGAAGAGCUGGGCACGGCGGGCAAGGGGCAAGUGGGCAAGGGUGUAUUGGUGGAUCUUGAUGCCUGA
Molecule: messenger RNA, 2031 nt
Organism: Dacryopinax primogenitus
Lineage: Eukaryota; Fungi; Basidiomycota; Dacrymycetes; Dacrymycetales; Dacrymycetaceae
Exons: 1
Coding region: 1-2031 (676 amino acids)
Biological process (GO): cell division
Cellular component (GO): plasma membrane
Source: RefSeq, a predicted model, not a curated record